Toxorhynchites rutilus septentrionalis is the source of this 814-nucleotide messenger RNA. RefSeq names its product lazarillo protein-like. The coding region runs from base 131 to 778 and encodes 215 amino acids. Gene Ontology annotation, molecular function: pigment binding. The transcript is spliced from 3 exons. NCBI's taxonomy places the organism in Eukaryota, Metazoa, Arthropoda, Insecta, Diptera, Culicidae. The record is from RefSeq and is a predicted model, not a curated record.
CAGUUGCGAACAUUAUGUUUCAGUAUAGCAACGGCGGUCGGAACAGGCCGUACAAGCGAACGAUAGCGAUAUUUUGACCGAUUGGGUUGGUUUGCCAGAGAAAGUGGAAUAACAAGUUCCCAAAUCAAGUAUGGAAGCUUUUUCAUCCGUGCUGAUAUUUUGUGCAUUCUUCAUAUCCGGUUUGCUGUCCUUAGAUGUCACAGGGCCAUGCCGGGAGUUACCGGUUGUGGAGAACUUCAACUUGACACAGUAUAUGGGAAGCUGGUAUGAGAUAAAACGGUAUGAAAAUAUCAACCAACCAAAUGCCGAAUGUGUUACAGCUCAGUAUACAUUGAACAUGACAUCGUCGGAAGUGACGGUAGAAAACACCAUGAAGCAACUGCCAAACCGGAACCCACUGGUUGCUCGUGGUCGAGCCAUAACCAGCCCUUCCGCCAAUGGUAGGGCCAUGCUGAAUGUUCGCUUCGACAAUACUCCGCCGAAUAUAGAAGACUCAGACUAUUGGGUGCUUGGAACCGAUUACACGAAUUAUGCUCUUGUUUGGUCUUGCAGGGGAAACAACAGUCAUUCUGUGGAAUCAGCCUGGGUUUUGUCACGCACACCAGUGCUGGAUAACAUGUCGCACGUUUAUGUGAACAUUCUGAUUGGAACGCAUUUAAAACCGGAUUCGUUCAGAAUGACGGAGCAACGGAAUGAAUAUUGCAAUAGUGCGAUGACACCCACCAUUAAGUUCUUACUCACGGUUUUAUCUUUAGUACUUGUUUCUGUUUCAAUGUAAACCGGACAAUGAAUAAAGUAUUUCCAAAAUAUACAA